GUUUCCUUCAGAAGUUCAAACUCCUCAGGAGAGCUCACCAUCAUGUCUUCAUUUCUCUUUCUCCUUGCUCUUUUUAUUUACUGCUCAGGUGUCACCUGCCAGUCAAUUUGCACUCAGCCUGCCUCUGAGUCUGUGGCACCAGGUCAAACCAUUAAACUCUCCUGUACUACUAGUGAUACUGGCUACUACGUUGGCUGGUAUCAACAGAGAUCAGGGCAGGCCCCUUGCUUUGUGCAGCGUGAGGGUGGCAGCAGGGGAGAAGGGAUCCCGGAUCGAUUCACGGCUUCUCGCUCUGGGAACAUUGGCUAUUUAACCAUCACCAAUGUCCAGGCUGGAGACGAGGCCAUUUAUUACUGUUGCAGAUGGUAUAGCAGUGCUAGUUCCACAGUGAUGCAAACUGAUGGGGAUCCACUGCCGACCGCGGGAGGAGGUGGUGUUGCGGGCUUCACGCCCCCAAUACGAGCGAGGAGGCUGGCUCCCAUCCCCCGCGUCAUCUGUGGAUUCCUCGGCCGCGUCAUCCCCGGGCCAGCCAAUCGGCUGGCCCCGGGGGUGUGGCUUGCCUCAUUUAAGGCAAAGAGGAGUGAGGAAGUUUCCUCCAGAAGUUCAAACUGCUCUGGAGAGCUCACCAUCAUGUCUUCAUUUCUCUUUCUCCUUGCUCUUUUUAUUUACUGCUCAGGUGUCAUCUCUCAGUCAAUUUGCACUCAGCCUGCCUCUGAGUCUGUGGUGCUGAGUCAAACCAUUAAACUCUCCUGUACAACCAGUAAUACUGACUCCUACGUUCGCUGGUAUCAACAGAGAUCAGGGCAGGCCCCUCGAUUUGUGCAGUAUGAGGGUAGCAGCAGGGGAGAAGGGAUCCCGGAUCGAUUCACCGCUUCUCGCUCUGGGACAAUUGGCUAUUUAACCAUCACCAAUGUCCAGGCUGAAGACGAGGCAGAUUAUCACUGUGGCAGAUGGUAUGGUGACACGUUCCACAGUGAUGCAACGUAA
Molecule: messenger RNA, 987 nt
Organism: Podarcis raffonei (Aeolian wall lizard)
Lineage: Eukaryota; Metazoa; Chordata; Lepidosauria; Squamata; Lacertidae
Exons: 5
Coding region: 43-987 (314 amino acids)
Biological process (GO): immunoglobulin production; immune response
Source: RefSeq, a predicted model, not a curated record